UGGCGGCGGGAAGCGGCGCUGAGGCGGCUUCCGGCGGGCCCUGCCGGCCAUGGCGGCGACGCGGCGGGAGCUGAACCUGCUGCGGCUGCUGAGCCGCUGCGAAGCGCUGGCGGCCGAGCGCCGGGACCCGCAGGAGUGGCGGCUGGAGAAGUACGUGGCCGCUCUCGAAGACAUGCUCCGCGAGCUGAAAAAGCAGGCCAGCAAGCCUGCCCCAGAGCUGCUGAACGAAUACUCUCGCAAAGUGGACUUCCUGAAGGGGCUUUUAGAAGCUGAAAAGUUGUCUUCAUCAACUGAAAAGGCUCUGGCAAAUCAGUUCCUGGCCCCUGGACGUACCCCUACAACAACGAAAGAAAGAACCCCAGCUACUAAAACAGUUCAUCUGCAGACAAAGGCUCGUUGCACGGGCAAGAUGAGGAGUGAGCUGCUUGGUACAGACCCCUUGGCUAUCGAUGAUGCUGAGGAGUUAAAUAUAAGGAAGCGGAAAGGCCUUGCCCCUGAUGAGAGGCAGUCAGCAGUGGAGCUGGAUGCUGUGCUACAGCACCACCAGGACAUGCAGGAGAAGCUGGCUGAAGAAAUGCUGAGCUUGGCUCGCAGCCUCAAAAACAACACUCUGGCUGCCCAGAACGUGAUAAAACAAGAUAACCAGACACUGUCACAUUCCCUCAGGAUGGCAGACCAGAACUUUGAGAAGCUCAAGGAUGAAUCUGACCGCCUUGAACAGCACGCCAAGAAAUCAGUCAACUGGCUGUUAUGGAUAAUGUUGAUUGUAGUUUGUUUUAUAUUCAUCAGCAUGAUUCUCUUUAUCAGAAUUUUCCCCAAACUAAAAUGAUGUUAGUAUUUAUUUUUUUACACCUGCCAGAGUGCAGGUGGGAAGCUCAACUGCUAAAACUCUCAGCAAUCAAAUCUUUUGCCACCUGUCAUGUCCUUAAGGAGGUUGUUCAUGCAUCUCUUCUGUGCAGUCACUGAAGGGUUUGGUGGGGAAGGCUUGGAUACUUGGUUACUUUUUUUACUUAGUAAAUAUUGUUGCCUAUUGAGGGGAGGACAGGGAUAAAAGUGGCUGUUUACCCCAAGCUGCUCACAAGUUCCUCAGUGGAUAGAUGCUGUCCUGUUUUUAAAUGUGGCUGUGGCAAACAUGACUUCUGAAAGGCAUUUACUCCAAUCAAAUAUAAGGAACAGUUUAAUCUUAAAAUUUCUCCUGUCUCUUCAGCUUCACUGUACUGAAGUAGGACCUUGCUGCCAACAGGAUGUUUAAUUACAAAGAUCUGUACAUACUCAGCUGUAGGGGGUAGGAAGAGAAUGCUGCCUGGCUCAGAUUCAGAGAGUAUCCACAGGUAAAACUCUUCUCAGGCUCACCUCUUUCCCAGGUGGAUAUCUGGGACCUGGGACUUGGCAAUCUUCUGCAGUUUAGACUUUCUGUAGUGAGGCUAAAGCUGGUUGCUGUUGCAAUGUUUGCUUCCCUCUUUGUGUGCCUAAACGUUCUCACUCAUUGUCUUCUGUUGAUGCUGUUGUGUCAGGAACACAGUGUCACCCUGGCACUGCAGAACUGUACACACAGAACUCCCUGUAUGGUACAGACCUCACCUGGACAAACACCUUUUUCACUGAAAGAUGAGGGCAAAGGAGGCUGGUGUCUUCAAGGCAGAAGUAAUUAAAAAUAAAAUAGUAAUUCAUCCUUUUGAGACACA
Molecule: messenger RNA, 1685 nt
Organism: Apus apus (common swift)
Lineage: Eukaryota; Metazoa; Chordata; Aves; Apodiformes; Apodidae
Gene: USE1
Product: unconventional SNARE in the ER 1
Exons: 8
Coding region: 50-829 (259 amino acids)
Biological process (GO): retrograde vesicle-mediated transport, Golgi to endoplasmic reticulum
Cellular component (GO): endoplasmic reticulum; SNARE complex
Molecular function (GO): SNAP receptor activity
Source: RefSeq, a predicted model, not a curated record